AUGCACGUCUUCCUACUGCUCGCUUUGUGCGUCCAGCAACUGGUCGCUGUCGAGCUGGUCGUCGAUCUUGGGUAUGCCAAGUAUCGCGGAUUGGACUUUGAAAAUGGUGUUACCCGGUGGGCGGGCAUGCGGUAUGCUCGGAGUCCAUCCAGAUUGGAUGGUCUACGAUUCACAGCACCUCAAGAUCCGCUGCCAGACAAAAGUACAGUCGACGCGACCGAGUUUGGACCUCUCUGCAUUGGAACGAACAACCCCGUGCUCUACGAGUUUGGCGGGAAGUGGUCCGAAGACUGUCUGUUCGCCAACGUCUUUGCCCCUAGCAAAGCAACGACGAAGAGCAAAUUGCCCGUUUAUGUUUUCAUUCAGGGCGGCGGUUUCAAUAACAACGGCAACGCGAACUUCAACGGAUCCGAUCUUGUUCGCGCCUCUGGCGAACGGAUUGUGGUAGUCAACUUCAACUAUCGCGUUGGUCCCUACGGAUUCCUGGCCAGUGAAGAAGUCGUGGCCAACAAGAGUCUGAGUUUGAACAAUGGUUUGAAGGAUCAACGUCAGCUUUUGAAAUGGGUGAACACGCACAUUGAUCAGUUUGGGGGUGAUCCUGGACAUGUUACUCUGGGCGGUGCCAGCGCUGGCGCUGGCUCGGUCAUAAUGCAACUCACUGCCUAUGGUGGACGUGACGACAAGCUCUUCCAGGCCGCAACAGUCGAAUCUCCAGCAACACCGACGCUGCGCAAUGUAUCCGAAAGUCAAUUCCAAUAUAAUGCGCUCCUCAAGCAAACCGGCUGCAAGGACCUUACAUGCCUAACGACCAUGGACGCCGUCAACUUCCAGAAGGCAGUACGCAACCUGAACAUACCUUUCCCAGGCGCGAAGAAUCCACCAAUCUAUCCGUUCAAUCCUACUGUGGACCACGACUUCAUCCAGGACUAUACGUACAAUGAAUUCAAAAACGGCCACUUCGUCAAAGUGCCCACCAUUAUCGGCGACUCCACAAAUGAGGGAUUGACCUUCACGUCAAAGUCUGUUUCUUCAUUACAGAAAGCGUAUACGUUCGUUGCAGACCAAUUCACCAACCUACACGCUCAAGACCAAAAGUCUAUCGAGGGCGUAUGGCAAGGUCCGCAGGAUGUCACAAAAGAUGGUCGCUGGCGCAACAUCGCUGCAGACAUCUACGGUCAUAUCCGCUACAUCUGCCCGGGCCUCAAUUUCUCGUCCGCGUACGCAGAUGACACCUCGUUGAAUACAUGGCAAUACCGUUGGAAUGUCGGACCAGCACUACAUGUUGGCGAACUGGGUUCUAUCUGGUUCAAUGGCACGCAAGCCUCACAGGCCUUCGUCCAGCAAUACUGGAUCUCAUUCAUUCGAUCUUACAAUCCAAACAAAUACACGACGAGUUUCUGGACGGACGAUGGGGUAAAGUUGAUGAGCCCGAAGUGGGAGACUUUUGGCAAGACAGGUAACGGGAGGAGGUUGUUGUUCGAUAACAAAAACGUGGUCAAGAUGGAGAACGUGACGGAGAAGGAGACGCAAAGGUGCAAUACCCUCAUGGGAAUGGGGUUGCAGCUUGAACAGUGA
Didymosphaeria variabile is the source of this 1575-nucleotide messenger RNA. RefSeq lists its product as uncharacterized. The transcript has 3 exons. Lineage: Eukaryota; Fungi; Ascomycota; Dothideomycetes; Pleosporales; Didymosphaeriaceae. The record is from RefSeq and is a predicted model, not a curated record. The coding region runs from base 1 to 1575 and encodes 524 amino acids.